This is a messenger RNA of Neomonachus schauinslandi (Hawaiian monk seal), 1290 nucleotides long. RefSeq names its product tetraspanin 33 (gene TSPAN33). NCBI's taxonomy places the organism in Eukaryota, Metazoa, Chordata, Mammalia, Carnivora, Phocidae. Gene Ontology annotation, cellular component: membrane. The transcript is spliced from 8 exons. The coding region runs from base 1 to 852 and encodes 283 amino acids. The record is from RefSeq and is a predicted model, not a curated record.
AUGGCCCGGAGACCCGGGGCGCCGGCCGGCUAUGGGGAGGAGUUCACCUUCGUCAGCCCGCUGGUGAAAUACCUGCUCUUCUUCUUCAACAUGCUCUUCUGGGUGAUUUCCAUGGUGAUGGUGGCUGUGGGAGUCUACGCUCGGCUCAUGAAGCAUGCAGAAGCAGCCUUGGCCUGCCUGGCAGUGGACCCUGCCAUCCUGCUGAUUGUGGUGGGCGUUCUUAUGUUCCUGCUCACCUUCUGUGGCUGUAUUGGAUCGCUUCGUGAGAACAUCUGCCUCCUACAGACGUUCUCACUCUGCCUCACCAUCGUGUUCCUGUUACAGCUGGCUGCAGGGGUCCUGGGCUUCGUCUUCUCAGACAAGGCACGAGGGAAAGUGAGUGAGAUCAUCAAUAAUGCCAUUGUGCACUACCGCGAUGACUUGGAUCUACAGAACCUCAUUGAUUUUGGCCAGAAGAAGUUCAGCUGCUGUGGAGGGAUUUCCUAUAGGGACUGGUCCCAGAACAUGUACUUCAACUGUUCAGAAGACAACCCCAGCCGUGAGCGCUGCUCUGUGCCUUACUCCUGUUGCUUGCCUACCCCAAACCAGGCAGUGAUCAACACCAUGUGUGGCCAAGGUAUGCAGGCCCUUGAAUACCUGGAGGCUAGUAAAGUCAUCUAUACCAAUGGCUGUAUUGACAAAUUGGUCAACUGGAUACACAGCAACCUCUUCCUUCUUGGUGGUGUAGCACUGGGCCUGGCCAUCCCCCAGCUGGUAGGAAUCCUGCUGUCCCAGAUCCUUGUGAAUCAGAUCAAAGAUCAGAUCAAGCUGCAGUUCUACAACCAGCAGCACCGAGCUGACCCGUGGUACUGAGAAUCCACCCCGCACCUCCUCACUAUGGCGACAGGCCAGCCUCACCGACCAAUAGCAGUGGGUAUAGCUCUCAGCACCAAACGGAAAUUUGGAUUCCAGUUCCCCAGCAACAGCCCAGUGGGGAGAAGCCAACUCCAGCUGGGCAGAAAGCAGGGGGCACAGGUGGCUCAAGUCUAGGAAGGAUGCACCUCCCCCUCUCCUCCAUCCUAGCCCUCGGCAUUAUUAGAGUUAUUUUGCAUUAUUUUUAACCUUACACAUUUGGGUUUAUGGUUUGUUGUUGUUGUUUUUUUAAUUUUGUCUGGGCAGAGAUGUUUGGGAAACAUCAGUUGCAGAGAGUCUUGGGGGUACUAGGUGUUGCUUUUCACUGAGGCACUAAACCACUGGUUCUACCAGGGCUGAUACUUACUUAGCCUGCUGGACAUACUGAUUCCAUCUGUU